Macrosiphum euphorbiae (potato aphid) is the source of this 213-nucleotide messenger RNA. The record is from the annotation of a GenBank genome assembly. Lineage: Eukaryota; Metazoa; Arthropoda; Insecta; Hemiptera; Aphididae.
AUGUGGGACAAAGUAAAAAGGACGGUGUUGGCGGUAGUCAAUAACUCAUUCGAGCGAGCAAUCAAAGAGGAUAGCCUGUCAGAAUCCAGCACUAAAUCAACGACAAGCCAUUCCAUUACUGUAUGGAAAACCGGGCGAUGGGCGUGCGAGCGUUGGGGAGGCGGGGGUGGGUUUGAGACGCGGGAGAAGAGUGUUCUCUGCCGUCGACCCUAG